Messenger RNA from Phyllostomus hastatus (greater spear-nosed bat), 3955 nucleotides. RefSeq names its product SHOC2 leucine rich repeat scaffold protein (gene SHOC2). Bases 361 to 2109 code for a protein of 582 amino acids. NCBI's taxonomy places the organism in Eukaryota, Metazoa, Chordata, Mammalia, Chiroptera, Phyllostomidae. The record is from RefSeq and is a predicted model, not a curated record. Gene Ontology annotation, molecular function: protein binding. The transcript has 9 exons.
ACUCCCUGGGGUGCGGGGAGCGCACGCUUUCCCCACCCUUCCGCCAUGACCCCAUACAGAAGUGCCAAACGCAACUUCCGGGCAGAACAGAAAUUAUUGGAGCCCUAAACUCUUGUCCACCUAGGAAUUCUAAUGAAUCAUUGAUUGACCAGCACCAUUUUACCAAUUGGAAUGAGUUAUCAGAAAUGGGAAUAGAUUCAACAUGUAACAGAUUGGCUCUUACUCCAUGGUGAUUACUUCUUCAAGCCAACACUUUUUUUAAUUCCAUAGGAUUUUUGUCUCUUCAUCUUUGAAUUCCAGUUCCUAUAGGCAAAUAAAAUAAAAGGAGUUCAUGUAGUUUUUGCUCAAGCUUGAGUAACCAUGAGUAGUAGCUUAGGAAAAGAAAAAGACUCUAAAGAGAAAGAUCCCAAAGUACCAUCAGCCAAGGAAAGAGAAAAGGAGGCAAAAGCCUCUGGAGGUUUUGGGAAAGAAGGCAAAGAAAAAGAACCUAAGACCAAAGGGAAAGAUGCCAAAGAUGGAAAGAAGGACUCCAGUGCUGCCCAACCAGGGGUGGCUUUUUCAGUUGACAAUACGAUCAAACGGCCAAAUCCAGCACCUGGAACUAGAAAAAAAUCUAGCAAUGCAGAGGUAAUUAAAGAGCUCAAUAAAUGUCGGGAAGAGAACUCAAUGCGUUUGGACUUAUCCAAGAGGUCUAUACACAUAUUACCAUCAUCAAUCAAAGAGUUGACUCAAUUAACAGAACUUUAUUUAUAUAGCAACAAAUUGCAGUCCCUCCCCGCAGAAGUGGGCUGCCUAGUAAAUCUCAUGACACUGGCUCUGAGUGAAAAUUCACUUACCAGUUUGCCUGACUCUCUUGAUAACUUGAAGAAGCUACGGAUGCUUGAUUUACGGCAUAAUAAACUGAGAGAAAUUCCUUCAGUGGUGUAUAGGCUAGAUUCUCUCACCACUCUCUACCUUCGCUUUAACCGUAUAACUACUGUGGAAAAGGACAUCAAAAACCUGUCAAAACUCAGCAUGCUUAGCAUUCGAGAGAACAAAAUCAAACAACUACCUGCUGAAAUUGGUGAAUUAUGUAACCUCAUUACGCUGGAUGUAGCUCACAAUCAACUUGAACACCUUCCAAAGGAGAUUGGAAACUGCACACAGAUAACCAACCUUGACUUGCAGCACAAUGAACUGCUAGACCUCCCAGAUACUAUAGGAAACCUGUCCAGUUUAAGUCGUCUUGGUCUGAGAUAUAACAGACUGUCAGCAAUACCCAGAUCACUGGCAAAAUGCAGUGCACUUGAAGAAUUAAAUUUAGAGAACAAUAACAUUUCUACUUUACCAGAGAGUCUUUUAUCAAGUCUUGUGAAACUGAAUAGCUUGACCUUAGCUAGAAACUGCUUCCAGUUAUAUCCAGUAGGUGGUCCAUCUCAGUUUUCCACCAUCUAUUCCCUCAACAUGGAACACAAUCGAAUCAAUAAAAUUCCAUUUGGUAUAUUCUCCAGAGCGAAAGUAUUAAGUAAGCUGAACAUGAAGGACAAUCAGUUGACAUCACUUCCUUUGGAUUUUGGAACUUGGACCAGUAUGGUAGAGUUGAAUUUAGCCACUAAUCAGCUCACAAAGAUCCCAGAGGAUGUGUCUGGUCUUGUUUCUCUUGAGGUUCUAAUAUUAUCAAACAAUCUUCUAAAGAAGCUUCCUCAUGGUCUUGGAAACCUUAGGAAGUUAAGAGAGCUGGAUCUAGAGGAGAACAAAUUGGAAUCCUUACCAAAUGAAAUUGCUUAUCUUAAGGAUUUACAGAAAUUAGUCUUGACAAACAACCAGUUGAACACGCUUCCCAGAGGCAUUGGGCACCUUACCAAUCUCACACACCUGGGCCUUGGAGAGAACCUGCUUACUCAUCUUCCUGAGGAAAUUGGUACACUGGAGAACCUAGAAGAACUGUAUUUGAAUGACAACCCCAACCUGCAUAGCCUUCCCUUUGAGCUGGCUCUUUGCAGCAAGCUUUCAAUCAUGAGUAUUGAGAACUGUCCACUCAGCCACCUUCCACCUCAGAUUGUUGCUGGGGGUCCUUCUUUCAUCAUUCAGUUCCUGAAGAUGCAGGGUCCAUAUCGUGCCAUGGUCUGAUACAAAUCUGCUGGUCCCACACACUGUUCAAAAAUAGACUGCCAUUAAUGUUUCACAUCUAUAUCUGUAUCUAUUUAUGUAGAUAUUGAUAUAUUUGGCAGAUUUAUAAAGACUGCAUUAUGUGUUUCUGCUAAUAGAGGAAUCAUAGCCAUUUAGAUUUUUUUUAAUUCUGUACAAAAGGCUUAUAUAAGUUUUCUUUGCUGACCUUGGAUAUUUUUCUGUUUGUAAUAUGAUACUCCAGUUUGCUUAAAACAUUUGUAAACAAAUUAUGAAUUUAUUAAAUUUAAGGGGUAGAGGUAGUAUAGUUAUACUUUCUCUUAGCAAAUAUAAUGGGCAAUUUUGUUGCAACUUUUCAUAGGCAUUUUCCCCUUACCAACUGUCAGACCUUUAUAGUAUUAUAGGCCAUGAAGGUAGAAUUUUUCUUUAACUUAUUUUGAAAUUUGAGAUUUAAAUUUUAUAUAUUGUUUACAGUCAGAGUAAAUCACUGGAUUUUUGUUGUUGUUGUUUUGAUUUGCUCUGUUUUAAUCAGUCAGAUCUAGAGUUUAUAUCAUCUAAAGAAUUUGCAUCAGCUGAUUCAGCUAUUAAAAGAUAUUUGUUUUUUGAAACAAUGGCAAAUUGAAGAUACAGGCAGAAAUUCUAGAAUUCCUUUCAUCAUGAUUCUCAGAUCAAUUGUAAAGCAAACUAUUUGACAGGAGUCUUUGGGGUGGGUGGGGGGAGGGCACUGAGAUCUUUUCUAGUACAAAUGUCUUUUCUUAAGUUUGGGGGAAAUACAAAAGAAGUUUCAUUCUUAAAAGUUGCAGGUCCACAAAAUAGAACAGAAUAAUUUAGCAAAAAAAUACACAUAAACACACAUUCUAUAUAUGUAUAUACAAUGCUAUAUAGAUAUGUAUUUAUUAUAUCAUAAACUACAUUAGGCAACUUUAAGGAUUUCUCCCUAGCCUUGUACAAUGAAAAUGAAUGUUUUUCUUUGAACACUGCAAUAUAUGUUCCAAGGUUAUUUAACAGUGUACUAUGGUUUCAUAUCUUGACUUGCCUUGUACAUCUUUUCAGUUCUGGAAUAUCUGCGUCUAAGCACACUCUCUUCACACUGUGCUGUAUUGCUGCUGAACUAAAUGCACUUUUCCCCACAUGUGGGGCACUGGCUUCAAACAAUUCAGUUCAGUACCAUUGAUUUUGAUUUCAUCUUUCCUUUCCUGGUAGUUGCUAAUACACUCAUGGAAAAGAGGCACAUUGCGUAGAAGCCAUUGAUAGUUCAGUGGAAGUUCUGUAAGAUGUGCAUGUGCUAUUCGAUGUGUUUUCUUUUGCUCUACUAUUUUAAGGCUGGCCGUGUUGUCAGUGCGAGCCCCUUAUUCAGUACUCUGACUUUUGGUAGGGUCAGUCUCAGUAGACUUAAUUUUUGAAGAGACUCACAGAGCAAGGACUUUCUAGAUACCAUCCUAAAGAACACUUUCCAUAUAAUGAAUAACUAUUAUGUGUAAUUACAUGUUGCUGCUUGGAUUUCUUUUUUUACUUCCUUUUAGAUGGGCAUUGUGUCUUAAACCAUUUUUGAAUUAAGGCCAUGAUAUAAAGAUAGAAAUUUUGAGUGUUGUUUUGCUUUUCCUGGUGCUCAAAAUCAGGACUAAGUUUGAGUUGGAAACUGUAUUUGUAAUUGGCAAAUUGUUAAGGAGCAACUAAGGAAUUGAAGGCAGGUGAAGAUAUAAAACCCUAGAAUGCUUGUAUGUGCUGUAAAACUAUUGUAGAUAUCACUGGAUUUUACCAAGUAAUAUCCUUUCUUCUUUUUUUCCAUCUACUGUGGCUUUUCUGUUAAAAUUUUGUUUAUAAAAGGAAUUUGUUUAUUACGGCUCUA